UAUAUACCUUUUAGGUUAUAUUAUGAUUCUGAUGUCCCUGAGAUCAUUUGGAGAAAAGUGGUAAAUAUGGAUAUCAAAUCGAAUUUGAAGGAUGCGAGGGAUGCAAUUAAGAACAAGGAUUUCGAGAAGUCGAUGAAACUAUGCAAGUCAAUAUUACGAGAGGAUAAGACUAAUUAUAUGGGAUUAGUCUUUCUUGGGAUUUCGCUUCAAGAGGUCGGUCCCAUUGAACAAGCGCCCAACGCAUUCCGAAAAGCAAUCCAACAGAAUGCUACGAAUAUUUUGGCUUGGAAUGGGCUCUUAAAUUUUUACGAAAAAGUAAAUAAUCCGCAAAAGAACAAGGAUCUAAUUGGGAUUUACUGUAAACUGAUCGAGCUCGAAACUAACGAAACCAAAUGCAUCGAGAUCGUCCAGAAGUUCGUGGAUUUGCAGGUUGACGAUAUGGACCAUAAGGUCGUGUCCAUCUACAACGUAGCUAAUUGCGAUACAGUUACUGUUGAUUUGAAAUUAAAGAUCUAUGCAAGUAUCGUUGAGGUCUAUAGGGAUAUCAAGGAUCCACAAGACAUUGUUAAGCAAAUAUUUGAGAAAUGUUUAUUGGAAUUGAUAGAAAGUGGGAAAGCUUCUAAAGAGGUAUACAUAGAAUACUUGAAAUUCCUAUACAACAACAAAAAAUAUGAGAAUUUCAUGGAGGAAGCGGACAAGUUCACAAUUAUGCAUGGUAACAAUAUUCACUGUUUUGAGUGGGUAUGCAAGGUGUUCAACGAAUUGUACAUAGAAAGAAAUAGUUUAUAUGAAAAAUAUCUGGAGAAUGUUAAAAUUUGCCUGGAAGAAUUGUUGGAGCUUCAUAGCGAUUCCAGCAUAGCGUUGUUGACGAAAGCAAUCAUGUUUUGCAUCGAAGAUAAUUUAGAUGAAAUGAAAAGUUAUCUACAUAAAGUUACCUUGUUGAGACCCGGUCUGUUGCACGCUUGGAUCCUCUAUACCGAAUGUUUCAUUAAGUUUCACUUUUACGAAGACGCUUUAGAAGUCGCUUAUAAAGCUGAUAAGUUACUGUUAUCAAUAAAUAAUUCCAAGCAGUCGUUGCGAAAUAUUUUGGAUAACUAUAUGUGUUUGUGCUUAUCGCAAAGUAACAUCCCUGAAGAAUUGGAAAAGUGCAAAGUUAUGUGCCUGAAGAUUUUAGAAAAUUCCGAUGAAGUAAUGAUUAAGAAGUAUUUGAUUGAAGCCUAUGUCAAGUUGGAAUAUUGGGAGAAGGCCGAAAAGUGUAUUGACUCAUGCGAUGAAGACAUUAAACCACUUCUCUUGGCAAAAUUGUUUAGAGCUAAGGGUUUCCUGAAAAAAGCGUUAGGACAGCUGGAGAAUUUUACUUUGAAUUCAAGCGAAUACUGGCUGGAGUUGGGCGAAGUUUACAGGGAUUCGGAAAUGUACGAGAAAUGCCUGGUGCCAUUUUUGAAGGCUGCAAAGUUAGACCCAAAUUCAUAUAUGUGUUUCCUACAUUUAGGAGAGUAUUACAAUAAAAUUAACGAUAUGGAUAAGGCGCGGAGGUGCUACGAGAAGUGCUUCAAGAUCAACGGGAAAUGCUCUGCCGCGGGUAUCGAAUUGAGUAAAAUUUACAGGAAACAAAAAAUGUGGGGAGAAAAUUUGAAUUUACUUGAAAACUUGGCCAGCGUCAGGGCUUCUCGGGAUAACAAGUGGGCGUAUUUGCAACUAGGUCUACAUUUUUUGGAGCAAGAGGAUUAUCCGAAUGCUAUCACUAACUUCAGAUAUGUUGUGAGAGUUGACUCAACAAACAGUCACUGUUGGGAAUGCUUGGCAGAUGCGUAUUUAGCUCGAGGAGCAUACACUUCUGCCAUUAAAUGUUACCAAAAAGCAUUUGAAAUUAAGCCGGAUUCGUUGUAUGCUUUACUGCAAGUUGCUCAUAUUAAGAAGGUGUUGAACGAAUACGAGGAAGCUAGAUCAGUUUUUGAAAAUGUUCUGAAUUUCAAUAAGAAUUACGUGCCGGCAUUGAAGGGGAUCGCGGAAACUUGUUACUAUCAAGGCAAGAACUAUCACAGGCAGCAAUUGCACGGUCUCGCAAGGGAUUGCGUCCAAUAUUCGAUAGAUAAAAUUACUGUAGCUUUGAAGGAAAGGCCAGAUUUAUCUUGUCUGUGGAAAAUAGCUGCGGAUUCUUCAUAUUUGGCCGCUCAACUUCCAGAAAAGUAUUCUUGCAUUAUGGCUCUUUCUAAACUGGUUUCUGGGAGCGAUGGCGAUAUGAAUACCGUCAUCGAUCAAGAGGAUUUGUUCAAAUUUGCAAUACGGUGUUAUUGUAAAGCGAUCAACUUGACUGAGGAUAAUAUGCUCAUUUAUCAUGAUCUAUCAUGUUGUUACGUUUCCUACUCCAUGUACUUGACGCAAGCAAAAGAGAGGCAGGAGUAUCUGGAUAAGGCUCUUCAAGUAAUCUACCAUUGUGUAAACAGUAACCCGAAUUAUUGGCAACAUUGGAAUGUCCUUGGAAACAUUGCGUUCGUUAAAGAUCCCAAGGAUUUGGCCUUGGCACAGCACGCUUUCAUCAAGGCAGUAACUUUAGAGCACAACAGCGCCGUGUCUUGGAGCAAUUUGGGCACAUUGUAUUUGUACAUAGGAGAAUUGAAGUUGGCCAAUGAGGCGUUUUCGCAAGCGCAGAGAGGCGAUCCCAAUUAUGUAAACAGCUGGAUAGGUCAGGCUUUGAUUGCCGAAUCUUUGGGUUAUAACGAUUCCAUGGAUUUGUUUAGGCACAGCACGCAAUUAUCUGCACAUCAGCAAGGUGCUCUGGGAUACGCAUAUUGGGUUUGCAAGACGCUGAUGGACGCUCCAGAGGAUGCAGUAAUCUAUUCCAUACACAACAUGCACGCAAUUCCUGUUGCGUGCGAUGCAUUAACUUGGUACACGGAUAAAAAUCCAUUUGAUAGUUGCGCUUGGAAUAUGCUGGGCAUAUUGUACGAGCGCAUGGGUUUAAAGUCAAACGCCUGCAAGGCCUUCAAGAAGGCCUUACAGUUUUCUAGUUUGAAGAAUAUGGAUUCCAUCAACACGAAUUACGGACGAUCACUGUUGAACAUAGACAAACCUGAAGAAUCGGUCAAUGCAUAUCGUGACGUCCACGAGGCUACCUUUAAUAGUGGAAGCGGUCUUGCACUCGCAUUAUUUAAAGAUAAAAAAUAUCAAGAAUCUUAUGAAGCGUAUGAAUCUGCAUUGCAUUGGUUGACGGAGGAUGAAGGUUACCAAUCAGAUUUGUUAGUUGCUCUGGCCUCGAUGGCUUACUUAUUUCAAGGUCCAGAUGAAGCUAAAACGCUUCUACUUCAAAGCACGCAAUUGAAACAAAGAUCACCGUGGGGUUUGUAUGCUACACUAUCAUUAGGAUUAUUACACAACGAUUUGAAUCUAUCCCUUUUGGUUUUGAAUGAAAUGGAUGAACUGAUUGAUAAUAAGCAAGCUUUGCCGCAUUACGGACUCCUCUUAUCUUACAUACAUUUGUUACAGGGUGAAACAACGAAAGCCAUUAGAGAACUGACCAAAUUAGUGCAUCGUCAUCCAGAUCAGGCCUCGCUCUGGCUAUCCUUAUCCGUCUUACUCUUGAGGUUGCACGAUGAGAAACCAGUUUCUCAGUCUGCUGCUAAAUGUGCUGAAGUUGCCAUGGCUCUUGGUCAAACGAAAAUGGACGUUACUAAAGUUUUGUGUAUCGUGUCGUUAGCAUCGCUGUUUGCCGGUGAUUUAGACAAAGGACUUGUUGCUGCCCAAAGGGCCAUCCACAUUUAUCCGAACGUUGCAGAAGGCUGGGCUGUCCUAAUAUUCGCAUUGCAUUUGCUCAAAAAGAAAAUGUCGAAGAAUUUUAAUGUGGAAAAUCUUAGGAAGAACGUAUCCUUUUCCAAGAACCUCUCCGAUUGGAUAAGUAACGUCAAAAUAUAAUCUAACAUCGACGAGUGAUAACGAAAUAUUUAACAAGUUUACAUUUUUUUAAAAAUAAUAAACAUUGAUAAAUAUUGCAGCAUUUGCUUGCAUAGAAUCAACACAAUUACUAAAGAUAUAAUGGCUUGGAAUUAUGAGCAAGUGAAAUAGGAUUUUAAUAUAAUUAAUGUGAAUAGUUUUAUUUCAUUUUUGUUAUGA
Messenger RNA from Nicrophorus vespilloides, 4110 nucleotides. RefSeq names its product tetratricopeptide repeat protein 37. The transcript has 16 exons. Bases 67 to 3912 code for a protein of 1281 amino acids. Gene Ontology annotation, biological process: RNA processing. Gene Ontology annotation, molecular function: protein binding. The record is from RefSeq and is a predicted model, not a curated record. Lineage: Eukaryota; Metazoa; Arthropoda; Insecta; Coleoptera; Silphidae. Gene Ontology annotation, cellular component: Ski complex.